Molecule: messenger RNA, 4068 nt
Organism: Equus caballus (horse)
Lineage: Eukaryota; Metazoa; Chordata; Mammalia; Perissodactyla; Equidae
Product: ral guanine nucleotide dissociation stimulator
Source: RefSeq, a predicted model, not a curated record
CAAGGAAGAAGUAAAACUUUUGUUAUAAAAACUAUGCUAAGGGCAAAUAAAGUGAUGUGAAAUUUCCAUAUUCCUUUUCUAUUGAUAUGUCACAGAUUGCCAUAAACUAAGCAAUUGAAAACAAUACUAAUAUAUUAUCUCAAAGUUUUCCUGGGUCAAGAGUCUGGGCAUGGAUUAGCUAGGUCUUCUGCGCAAGGAAUCACCAGGCUAAAAUCAACAUGUCACUUGGGACACAAGAAUCUUAUCUGAACUUCAGUUGUUCUUCAAAUCUCACUGUUGACAGAAUUCAAUUCUUUGCCACUGUAGGACUUACGUCCCCACUUCCCUGCUGGCUGUCAGCUUGGAACUUUUCUCAGUCCCAGUGGCCACUAGCCCAUUGUCUGCGAUGCUCGGCCCCUCCUUCCACAACACAGUACUUUGCUCCUUAAAGAUAAUAAAAGACUCUCUCUCACUUGAUAUCACCAUUCAGGGAAGGUUUUGACUCUCUUUCAAAAGGUUCAUUGGAUUAAGUCAAUGCCAACCAGAGUAUUCUCUCUUUUGAUAAACUCAAAGUCAAAUGAUUAGACUGUUCUUGCAUCUGAAAAAUCCCUUCCCCAUGGCAUAUAACGUAAGUUAACUACAGAAAUGGCAUGCAUUUCUUUAAGUCCUUCCCCUGAUGCUGACGGACUCAGAUGAGGAUGAUGUCCUAGAGCUGGAAAAAUCACAUGGUGGAAGAACUAGGGGUUUCUGAAGGACCACAUGAAAGACUGGAUCUCUCCAAGCUGAACACCCACCCAGCAGCGGUAUCUGGGAAAAGAUAGAGUGACAUGCUCCUGAAAUUUGGGCAGUCAUUCAGCAGCUCAUCAUAUACAACAAAAAGUCUAAGUCACAGGACUAACUUCAAUACAUAUCAACGUAGCACAUUCCAAAUGAUGGGAGUCUAUUUGGCUCUAAUGACUCAGCAGGUAAGUGGGGGGAUGGAACCUCAAUCAACAUCUGUACCAUGAAAAGACUCAUUAGUGUCAGGGCUAAAAAGAAAACAAGGUCCUUUCUCUAGGGGCUCACAGUCUUCGGGGAAGAUGGACAAAACAAGGAGACUAAAACCAUGUGAAUGAAAGGUGCAUACCCCACAUGGAAGGCAAGCAGGUGCUGUGAUAGAGCAUGGGGUCCACUGGGAGAGGGGACUGGAAAGGCUGCCAUGAGGUGACAUUCAUAUUUGCAGCAGUAUGACAAGAAGGAGCCAGCCCUGCAUAAAUAAAGGGCUCGGUAGCCUUUAGGAAAGCCCAGCAGUGCAGAAUUUUGGAGGCACAAGUGAGGUUGGCCAGAGAGGAGGUUAGAGAGCAGGGCAGUGUGGUGAGAAGGAACUUGGCAGGAGAGUCAGGGAGGGAGGGAGGAGAGGGGAGGGCAAGACCAGGGCCAGGGGCAGGGCAACAGCAUUAGGCAGCUAUCAUUGCUGUGUGACAACCUUUCCCCAUCUUUACUCUCUUAACCAAUGAACCUUGAUUAUGUCAUGGUUGCACUGGACCAGGAAUCCAGCAGCGCUCAGCUGGGAGCUUCUGCCAGAGGCUCUCAGGGGGUCGGGCUGUGCUCGGAACUGAGGCAGGAUCUGCAUCCCUCCCACUCUGAGCGCACUCUGGGGUCCUGGAGGGCGCCAUGCGACUGAAGGCCUGCAGGCCCCUCUGUCGGUGAGUCUCCUUCAAGGCCAGGCCACGUCGGCCUCUCUAGGGUGCAACCUAGAACACACAGUCUUGUUCCCCAGAGUGAGGGAUAUGAGGGAGAGAGAGAACACAGGUCAGAGCCAGAAGGAGGGGAGCCCCGGACUGUUUGGGACCCAGUCUCAGAACUGCCUGCGCAUCACUCUGCCCUCUUCCACAGAGUAACAGGGAAUGACAAAUGUCAGGCCACAGUCAAGGGGAGUGGAUUCCAGCAGCAUGUGUAGACCGAGCAGAGGGGAUCACAGGAGGCCAUUGACGGAGAAGGAGAACACCUCAGAGGCUCAAUGCUCUGCCCAGAAUCACAGUCUAGUUCAAGGUGCAGCCAGGAGUGAACCCAGCUCCGCAUCCUCAAGGAUGGGGCCCUGGCUGCUCCCAGGCUUCCUCAGGGGGCUCUGAAAAGGCGGUGUUGCUGUAACUGCAGACACACAUGGAGAGGGCAGGGGGCUGAGACUGAGAAGUCUGCAGCCUUGAUGGGCAUUUGGCAAGUUCUUGCCUGAGGAGGAGCCCAGGACAGGGGAACACUUGAGUCUCCCCCUGUCCAGGUCACGCCCAGGGUGGAGGGAGCAGGGGCCACCUUUGCUGAGCUCAUGCUUAUGCACUUCUGAACUCAAUCCCUCACUGGAGAAUUGGGAAAUUGAGGCCUGUAGGGAGGUAGACACUGGCCCAUGGCACAUAGCAGGCAAGAGUCCAAGCGGAAAGAAGUAUUCUGAUAUUCUAGGGCAAGACUCGAACCCUUCCAAUAGGCUUUGUGGUGGACAACAGAAACCGUCAGUUCUUGGCAAGCUCUGGCCCAUCCCUUCCUCUGUGGAGGCUGUUUCCUCCUGGGCAUCCAGGACGUGAGCCGUGACACACACGUACACACAGAGACCUUAGAAGGAAGGGCGGACUAUGGGGUGGGCUCAGAAGAGAGGCAGACACAGGGGAGGUGAGGAGAGGAAGAAAAAAGCCGUUAGAGGCGUUCCCUACACGGGACACCGCUCCUCCAAUUUCACAGGUAUUUUCCCACUCGGGCCUGAGGACAUCUCCAAGAACUAUGGGCUAGGAUAAUCCCCCCCAUGCAGACUGGAGGCAGAAAGGCCCCGCGAGGCACCAUGGCUUCUCCAGGAUGAGGAACAGGGAAGAAGGAGCACUUGUGUCUGCGUCUGUCUCAAAGCUGGGACCCUGGCUGCACCCAGACCUUCUCGGAGGCCUGUGGAGACAGGUGGUUUGGGGAUCCUGGGGACACAUAUGAUACUGCAUGGAAAAGGGGGUGAACAGUGCCCCGCCCAGAGGACUGCUUGCAUGGGUGGUAUCCGAGGAGGGGCCUCAGAUCACCGUGGUUUCCAGGCAAUGAUGUAACCUCUUUCACAACAAUGCCCACAGUGCAGGGGCCUCCUGUAAAGAGGCACCCAGAUCCUCACACUCAGCUCACUUGGCUGGAGACAGCUGCUACGGAAAGAUGUUUUCCUGCUGUAUCCUGCCUCACAGCGUCUAUGGUCCCCAGACGACCCGGAGCCAAAACCUUUUUACUCGUUUUAAAGGGUGGCUCACCUCUCAUACACCACACCUAUGGCCGUUUGCCAGGAGGUCAUCAAAGAUCGCUCCUGAGGAAGUCGGAAAGGACAAGACAGAUCCGUCCUUCCUUUCCGUGAUUCUACAGGAAGGGAUGAUGCGGCACCCGGCCGACACAAGCCAGCGCUGGGCCUGGGCUCUCGACGCAUCCACAGUGGUCAAGAGUCCGUUUCCCAGGGUGUGGAUGGUUCACGACACUGCGCUCAAUAGUCUCGUGGAUCACCUUGUGCCCGCUUUCCUGCUGGGCGACACCACUUUUAUCCACAGCUUCCUGUUGACGUACAUAGCUGUGGCCUCCACACAACAAGUGCUGGAUGAGUUCUUUAACAGUUACAGAUUCAUCCUCUCUUGUAGAGUGGACGACGCGCCCACCCGCCUAUGGAAAAAGGCCUUGGCCUUCAUUCUUGGCACGUGGAUGGAAUCCUAUCCCCAGGACUUUUGCCAGCCCCCAGACUUUCCCAGCUUGAGGAGAGUAUUGGCCUUCCUUGCGUUCAGCAUGCCAGGCUCGCAGGUGGAGCAUCAAGCUCGCCUUCUGCUUUCACAGUCGCUGCACUCUGAGCCCAGCAAGGCAGAGAGUCAGGCACCUGCUCCUGAGAAAGAUCCCAAGCCAGCUGAAUAUCGACCCCCUGCUCCAACUCUAGUGCCCACCGCACCUCAGAGCCACACACCGAUGUCCAGCAGUGGAGGCGCCUCGAGCCUCAGCCCGGAUUGCACUUCAAGCGAUGGAAAGACCGUUAACGUCCUCCCAGCGACGAGCCUCAGCACCUGGAAUGCCGCACCACGGCCGAUUUCUGCCCCUCCCCAUUUACCUCCUGUUCAAUAA